AUGGAGAAGGACGAAGAGUUUGAUCAUGCUACAGCUAAAUUAGAUUCUGAUGAAGAAGGCGAUGAACUUGCACAAGACUGGUCGCAAAUGGCCAAGGUCACGGUUAGCCAAAAUGUAAUUCCUAAAAGAGGAGAGAAGGACUUCGAGCCUGAUGGUACCAACGUACAAGAGUUAAUGCUGUUUCGCGCAAAGAAAGCGAUGUUUGACUCGCUCAGUGGGGCGAUACGCGGCUCUGUGGUGAAAAACCUCGUGAAGGCAUACUAUGUACCUGAGAAACACAUGGCUGUUGUACCGCAUCCUAAAGGUACUUUUAUGCAUACAAUGGGGAGAGUCGACAGCAGUGGUUGUUGCUGGCUUGAAGUUUACGAGUUCGUGUAUCUGGCAGAAAGAGGAACGGUCACACCAUACUGGCAAAACUCAGGUAGAGAGGACGAUGAGUUUGAUGUGCCGUUGAGUGUCGAGGACACAUAUUCGCUAUUUAAGUCUCAGUCUGAGCUAGAUGAGUUUUUUGUUUAUGCCCACCUUAAAAGAUUAGGCUUCAUUGUUUCUAGCAUCAAUCAGAACGUCCCACAUUGGUCAUCGUACUUGGAGGUCUCAAGCAUCACUGGAGAACAGCGAGUAUACCGCUACUUUACCUCUUUAUUCCGAUUAAUACCCACCAUACCGCAUUUUUCGAUUUAUGAUCCCUAUCACUUUUAUUUCCGAAGAUAUACUUCUUCAGGUCAAAUAUAUCGAUCUCUCAAUUUACUGAUUCCAAGUUACUCCGCUCCGCGCACAGUUCAAGAGCUCUGUAAUGAGAAUGCUGAUUCUUAUCAAGAGACGACAGAUCUCAAGGCGUGGAAAAUUUCGUUUAACGUAUGGAAACCGAGAACAAACUUCAGGAAGAAAAGUCCUGGUCUACCAGAUUUUCAAAUCGUCGUGUAUAAUAAAAACGAAAGUGGCUCAAGUUUCCCAACAUACCCAGAAAUACGGAAUAUUUUUCAGCGACUUAAUUACCAAUUUGACUUUCUAACUGAUGGUAAUAUGAACGAUGUUCAAGUAGCGAACAAAAUUCCACAGUUGAAUAAUGAAUAUAAGAUCACAAAAAAAGAAGAUGAAUCCCCACGUACCAAGGAAAACAAAAAAAACUGUAAAACGUAUCCUCCGCACAUCCAACAGUUACGGAGAUUAAAAAAAGGAUAUAGAAGUUUCGUACUAGCUGUUAUGGAUGAUGGCUUAAUUAGUUUUGUUCGAUUAUCAGAAUCAGAUUUUGGUUCAGAGAAUGUAUGGUACGAACCCAACGCCUUUACAAAAAAAUCAAGUAAGUCUCAAAGGCCUAAGAGGAGGCCUAAGAAAAGGUCUGAAAAGACACCAGAAUAA
This is a messenger RNA of Lachancea fermentati, 1359 nucleotides long. The record is from the annotation of a GenBank genome assembly. Lineage: Eukaryota; Fungi; Ascomycota; Saccharomycetes; Saccharomycetales; Saccharomycetaceae.